Haliotis rubra (blacklip abalone) is the source of this 2862-nucleotide messenger RNA. RefSeq names its product NADPH oxidoreductase A-like. Gene Ontology annotation, cellular component: cytosol. The record is from RefSeq and is a predicted model, not a curated record. The coding region runs from base 274 to 2148 and encodes 624 amino acids. Lineage: Eukaryota; Metazoa; Mollusca; Gastropoda; Lepetellida; Haliotidae. Gene Ontology annotation, molecular function: FMN binding; flavin adenine dinucleotide binding; oxidoreductase activity. The transcript has 14 exons.
AGUUUUGUGUCUCCAAAGCUGAAGAGUGUGUUGUUUACUUCCGAUCACAUUAUCAACCUUUGACCUCGCCGGCGGGUCUCAGCUGAAUGUUCGACUUGGAACUUACAGUAACAUGGACCUUUAGUUCAUGUGUGAGGUUGUUACUGAAACUGACACCAAUAGACUGUAUGUCAAUACCAUAGCAGCCAAGGCCUACGUCGUGCACACCUUGGUAUAGUGCAAAGUCGUCUAGUUAUAUGCUGGACUAUAGGUGAUAACUGAAGCCGACCAAGAAUGUGGUACGCAGUUCUUGGAGCUGUUGGUAUUUUCUAUUACAUUUGGAGAACUGUGAGAUCUUCACCUGAUUACCAAAACAAGGAUACAUCCAUCGAUGCUUUCAUCGACACUGACAUCAGUCAGCCUGAUGCUACAAGGGAGAACUGCUCUAGAGAGAAUCAGUACUGCAGGAAGUACGAUGUGAUCGGCAGGCAGAUUUUGGUGCUGUAUGGAACAGAGUAUGGAUUCAGUGAAGAACUGGCCCAAACCUUGUUCAGCAAAUUAUGUGAAGUGGAACUGUCAAGCCAGCAUGAGUAUCCAUGGCAACCAAGGCUUGUUAAUGUUGGAGACUAUUCCUAUGUUGACCUGAAUACUGAACAGUUGUGUUUGAUCGUCAUCUCAACCAGUGGAGAUGGUGUACCUCCUUCAGAAGCCCGUCCGUUUUAUGACAGCUUGCUGGCCAGGACUGAGUCACUUACACAUCUCAACUUCUCCGUCCUGGCCCUGGGGGAUUCCAACUAUCCCCACUACUGUCAAACUGGGAGAACAGUCGGUGCCAAACUUCUAGAACUCGGUGCCAUGGCAAUUGUAAAGUGCCAGGAUGUAGACCAGGAGGAGUGGUCAGUGAUUGACCAAUGGAUGAGUGAUGUGUUGGCAGCCUUGGCCAAUGUCACCGUGACCCCGAGCCUUGACUACAUUGACAUUGGGCCAUCAGGCGUGGACACAGGCUUCAACAGACACAAGCCUUACAUGGCCAAACUUGUGACUAAACGCCAGCUGACGGCCGUGUCAGACCCCGAGGACAAACAGACUGUCCAUCUGAAGUUCCAUGUGGGCGAUAAUCUUGUCUGGACAGCAGGAGAUGCUGUAGGGAUCUACCCACAAAAUGAUCCAGCACAUGUGGCGGCCAUCUUGUCAACCCUGGGGGUGCCUCCUGAGAUGUAUGUAGACACUCCCCACUGGGCUUAUGAGCCAGCACCAGACAAGGUGAGCGUGAAGGAAUCACUCCUGCGGUAUUAUGACAUCAAGCAUGUUCCACCAAAGCUGCUCCAGUUGAUACACAGUAAAGGCAGCAACCACACAGACAGCCUUCAGAAGCUUCUGGACAAAGGGUUGUCCAAGAUGAAUACUGCAUUACACAGUUACCUGGAUGAGAGAGAGGUGAGGGACAUUGUUUCUGAGUUUGUGUCUGUCGGGCUCACACUGCGUGACGUUCUCACCUGCUUGCGUCCACUGCAGCCAAGAUACUACUCUAUAUCAUCCUCCCCUCGUGUGGACAGUACAACUCUGUGUGUUACGGCAGCAGUUGUCCGAUAUGAAACUCUGGGUGUGUCAAGGUCAGGGGUGACGACCUGUGACCUCCAGGAUCGAGUAACCGUUGGAGACCCGUGUCCGGUGUUCAUCUGCCCAAAUGAUGACUUCCGGCUGCCUCAAGAUGUUGCUGCUCCCAUCAUCCUCAUUGGUCCCGGAACUGGACUAGCUCCCUUCCGAGCCUUCAUACAGGAACGAGAACAUGAAGCAGCCCAUGGCAAGAUUUCCCUCUACUUCGGCUGUCGUGGCAGAGACAAAGACUUCUUGUACCGUGAUGAACUUGAGAGGCUGUCAACAGCAGGUGUUAUCCGACUGAGGACAGCUUUUUCACGGGAGGGACAGAACAAGGUGUAUGUCCAGCAUCUCCUGGAGGAGGAUGCCCCACUCAUCUGGAGCCUCGUCAGCCAGGAAGGUGCCUACAUUUACAUUUGUGGGGAUGCAAGGAACAUGGCUCGUGAUGUACAUGUGGCUCUCAUCAAUGUUAUACAAGGUCAAGGUCGCAUGUCAGAGGUCAAGGCCAUCCAGUAUCUUGCUGACCUUGAGAGAUGUGAGAGAUACCAGAAAGAUGUCUGGGUCACGUGACAUUGCUGGAUUUGUGUGAACCUGUUUCUCUCAAUUUUGUGCCAAAUAUUGAGUCUUGCCAUAUAUGAUUAUAAGAUCAUUUUAGUUACUUGGGGUCUUAUUUCUGUGAAGCGGAAAGUCUUCCCCUUCACAGGAUGUGGCCGAUAUUACAUGUCUUUCAUUUUAAGAUUAUAUUUUAUACACAUGAGUAUUAAUUAAGCACUCUGCAAACUCACAUAUAUAAAAUGACAAAUCGUGGUCUGAACCCAAUUUCACAUCUUUGGUCUUACCUUGAUCACAAAGUGAGAGCAAGACACCCUCCAGUUCAAAACCUGAGUGAACCGAUCCAGGAACUGCUUUGCUUGUUUAUUGUUUAACGCCGCACAAUAUGGCUGAGGUCUGUAAAUUAUUGAGUCUGGACAGACAAUCCAGGGAUCACCAUGACGAACAUUGACCUAUACAGUUGGGAUACAAUGGGUUGCUGAAGACCCAAUUCUCACCUGGAUCUUCACAGAUCAAGGGAUUGCACCAGGAAUGGCAAAGGAUUCCAAGGUUGAAAAUAAGAUGUCCAAUCACAAGCUUGAAAAGACACCUUGAGAAAAUCUUCCUUGAGAAAGUCAGACAUUCCAGGUACUGCUGUGGAGUCGAAAGCAGAUAGUAACUGCUUUCUAUCUGCAUGAAUGUGGGCUAUAGACGCAUUCAUGGUGUGGGAGGCUGGUGCUCAUAGAUUUCUAG